Mytilus trossulus (common blue mussel) is the source of this 1117-nucleotide messenger RNA. Its product is annotated as malignant fibrous histiocytoma-amplified sequence 1 homolog. Gene Ontology annotation, molecular function: protein binding. The record is from RefSeq and is a predicted model, not a curated record. NCBI's taxonomy places the organism in Eukaryota, Metazoa, Mollusca, Bivalvia, Mytilida, Mytilidae. The coding region runs from base 155 to 1015 and encodes 286 amino acids. The transcript is spliced from 2 exons.
GUUAUUCAAUGAUCGAAGUCAACAUUUGACUUUGUAUAAUGAAGUGUUAAUAAAAGUGAUAGUUUUUAAAAGUUGAUGUUAAAACAGAUUUAAAAGGUAACAUGCAUGAAAUGACUAAGCUUAGUAUAGGUGGGAAACUAGAUAUAGGUAUAGAAUGACAAGUAGGAACAGCUCAAAGUACAACAGAAUGGCAGAUAUUAUUACACCACGUACUCUAAGUGAUACCAAAUCACUGAGGAUGCUUAUACAAACUGAAGAUCCAACUUAUUAUGGGUUGAAAAAGUUGAAGAUAAAAGGAAAAGAUCUAAACGAUUUACCUCAUUCUGUAUUCAAUAUUUUGGAACUAGAAGUGUUAGAACUAAGUCCAGAACGCGAAUCAUGUCUUGAUUAUAAACUUCCAGAACUUCCACACGCAAUCGGAAAAUUGGUCAACUUGAGGGUUCUUAUUCUGGAUACUAAUGAAUUGGAAACUUUGGCACCGGAAGUAACAUUAUUGGUGAGUUUGGAAAGACUUGUUCUUAGUAAUAACCAUUUAUGUAGCUUACCAGAUGGAUUUAUGAAUCUUAAAAAUCUUAAAAGUCUUCAUUUGUCUAACAAUGAAUUUAAAGAGUUUCCAUUAGAGCUUUGUGAUCUGGUAAAUUUAGAAUUUCUGGAUAUGUGUGACAAUUUGCUCGAGGAUCUUCCUGUGAAGAUUUCAAAGAUGAAAAAGCUCCAUACGUUACUUCUAUGUUUCAACCAAUUGAGAAAAAUUCCAAACAGUAUUUGUAAAAUGUCUGAGCUGCGCUGUCUAUGGCUAGGAAACAACUUAUUAAAGUCUCUCCCAAAAGACUUCGGACAAUUGAAGAAUAUUGACUGGGACUGGCGGUAUAUUUCGUCGUUACUGGAUAAUAAUCCGCUUGUUCGUCCUCCGAUAGAAGUAUGUCGUCUGGGAAUGGAUGCAAUAGAAACAUAUCUCAACAACAACAAAGGAAAGCGGAAGACUCGAGGUAAUGCUUCGUAUGGAAACAGACGGUAAAUACAUUUCCCGACUAAUUGGAAAUGAUGUGGAUUCCCGAGUAAUUACUUUGUUAUCAUUCAUAUCUCAAACACAAAAAAUUUAGUAAAAUUUUGAAAUUGU